GCAAAGUUUCAUCCUGCAGUGUAGAUGCCUCAUUUCCCAAUGACUGGUGGCUUGCAGAAGACCCUGGACUCCCCCAGAAGGCCAGCGAAAGACCAGGAGCUCACAAACGUCAGAGAACCACUUCUGACAUGUAAUUCACAAGAUUCAUCUUCUUCUCGGCCCAUAUCCCCCUCUUCGAACACCGAGGCUCUCGUUAACUCUGCGUCCUUGCCGUUUCCGAUCAGAACUCGGCCGACAUAUCCUAUUCAGUUGUCCGUCUUUCCAACAAUCUCACAAAGACACAAAGAACAAGAAAUCCAUCCCGAGACAGAAACAGCACUCACGGAGGACGCUCUAGAUCAAGAUAUCGAAGUCGACUUAGACCGCAUUUCUUCACAGGAUUUACGCGUGGAUCACGACUUUGUAGCGCCUUGUGAACUGGCGUUGUCUGCAGGCCUGGGGGCUUUCCCAAGCCGUCUCCGCACCUCCAGUCUGACCAGCGAGGCGUCCAGUCAGCGGAGCGCGGGUGUGGAUUCCGGGAACAGCUCACGGCUGGACGGCAGCAGCUCCUGCGGCUCUGAGAGCAGUAGCGCUGGAAGUAGGUCACGUGCUGCAAGUAUCCCCAGGUCGUAUCAGAACCUCAUCUCGUGUGGUGACGUCACGAAUAUCUCUGAGAUAACCUCCCAGUCUUUUCACAAAGGUCGACGUGGUACUCUGACCGGAAGUUCGAGUGGGGGCUCUUCUGAAGACGCAUGCCUCGGUUCUGUCGAUUUUUACUACAAUACCUCUGAAAAUUCGGUACCAGUUAGUGGCCUUGUGAAUGACAAUUGUGCCACCUCUAGCGAUGACGGAAUUUGCGCAAAGGAGCCUUGGAUGGAGGACGAUUUUGAUGUUGACCAAGAGCAGCAGCAAAGCCUACAACCCUUAUUUACUAGGACAAAUGAUCCCUUCGUCUUCCAGCAAGAGUUUGACCGCAGACGUUUCACAGAUAUGUACUUAGAUCACACAUGUCUUCCAGGUGAUGGUCUAGAUCGUUCAGAAAUGUCGUCGGGUCGAGGUAUUGAAGAUUUAGUCGGCGGUUGUAAGAUGUCUCCCAAUGAACGAAUUCCUUUGUUAGCCCAGAACAGUGACAAGUCAGGUGUGUGUGCCGAGGCGGGUACUCUAAUGGCGGACGCCGCUAGACAUGAGCACUGGAGACCCCUGAGACGCUCAUCUUCUAUGGGAACUGUUGCUCUGAGAUGCCUCAGUCAAGAAAAGGAAGAAAAAAAUCACGACAUGCCCAUGAAAGAUUAUUCCACACCAAAGGCAGCAAGGACUGAUGACCAUUCAAAUCAUAAUCAUAACAGAAGCACAAUAGAAAAUGCAACACAUUUUGACCUACAACCUUCAGCCCAUUACCCUAGUGGCAGCAAUAGAAAACAAGAAACUCAGGUAUCACAACGGUAUACUUCUCAACCCGGUGAUACAAUGGCUAGUAACGGUAUGAAGCCUUCGGAAGCUGGUGAAAUAAAACCGCACCCCACAGAAAGCACGUUCAUUGAAUUCGACCAGGAAACCAGACUAGACUCCGAGCCUCGCACACAGUCUGGCUAUCUGAAUGAACACGAUAACAAUUUGCAGCAAAUUCAAGGCAAUCCCGAAGAUGUGGGUAUGAACUGGCAGCCAAAGUUUGGACAGCAUCGUGCAACCAGGGAUAUUCAAAACAAAAUUUCCAACGAAAAUCAACUGACCUGUCAAAACCCCUUUGACCAGAGCAAUGUUCCCUUUACCUCUUCGUGCCAACUUACCUCUCAAGUGCCGCUACGUCAGCCUCAACUCGCACAUCAUUCACUUCCAGUCAAUCUGACAGCUGGCCUUCCUGACCAGACUUUGGCGCCAAAUCACUCUACAAACGACAAUCAAAAACCUAAUUUCUACCAUGAUCUGGAAUCCGUUCUCGGCUACGGCUCUCCUCUAUCCCUAACGAAGCCUACUCGUGGGUCAGGUAGAGCGCUAAUUGCAUCCAAGCCAGGGGGAAAUCCUGCCCUCAGAUCUUCUCACGAGUCGCCUCCCCUUCAGGUGAUUGUGCCAUGCUACAAUAAAAACCCCACUGUUCUAGAUAUGAACAGGAUGAACGCAAGUAGAACAGUCGGUCACAACCCACCGGCAUGUGUUUCCGAAGCAGGACGAUACUUGCCUUUUGAUAACAAUACUUCUUCCAAAGAUCGUUUGCGUUCUGUAUCUGCUGCAGAAGAACUGUAUUCAAAUAACUGCAAUGCACACAAGUCCAAAACAACUUGUCAGUGCCAUCCGUCGCAUCAUACGAUGGAAGAAAGUAUCUCAUGUCCGCAAAGUCAUAACCCACAGCAAAGCACAACGUCCUUUCAUCAAACAAGAAGGAUGCCUCAUUCACAAGGUCAGCAAAACCAAAACCUCAUGCCUACCUCUACUUCUUUCUCCGUUCAGUUCUCACAUACCGAGCCACUUAUGGCUGCGACAGAUCAAUGCCCUCACUCUUCCUCUUCUUCUUACAUUGUUCCUUCUCAUUGCCUGGACGAAAAUAAAGCCAACAGAGGAGCUCACGGUAACAUGUCGACGAGCAACAUGGACCCUGAUGCUUUUGUGAUUGUAGAUGCUCCUGAGAACGAGCAAGGAUUCACUCGCGAUAACCAGGUCGCCUACUCCUUGAAGGACGAUGGUGGAAUGUAUUGUGGACCCAGUCAAGGCCAGUAUCAAAGUCACACAUCUAUGUCUGGCAACGUGUCUAUCAAAACGGACACAAGAAGGUCAUCUAUAUUCAAGUCCAGAUGGAAUAAUACCUGCAGGCGUAUCCGGUCGCUAAGGUCUGUGCUGUCCUCCACUGUCCAUCGUCUCUGGCCGGCUGAAGACACAAGUUUACAAGAGAAUGAAUUAUUGGAAGAGACUGGAUACAGGCCAGGUAUGGUACUCUCUGUUUCCCGUGAUUGCUUCAGGCCGGUGUUUUUGGAGGAGUAUGAACAAAGGCCAAGGUCGUGUGCCCCGGGUCCCACUGCCUCCAACUGGUCAAGUUCUAGCGUCAAUAGUACUCCCAACGGAGAGGAGGUGGACGAGCGCGAGUUUGUAUCCUCUAAUAAAACCAUGAAACUGGGGAUGUGCCGGCGUGAACUGCGGCGGGAGGAAACCCGAGCAAGACACGUCCCGAGUUACGCCAAACUCUGUGUCUUCGCUAUGCUGUUCAACCUCGUGCUGGGUGUCGUGGCAUUCUUUCUCAACAACCGGGCGAGGCGGGAAUACCGACGUCAUCGCUUUAGCCGCGCCAAUAUCUUGUACUUUUUCGUCAUCAUUCUUUGCACAACCUCCAUAUUCAUCACUAUCUCGGUGGCCACUUUGCUGUUGGCGAAUGGGAUCGUUGAGGGACCAGCACAGGUGGAAAGAGACCGUAUCAAGGAGAAGUUGGAGUGUCAGGCCAAGUAUCUGGGUCAGAGUUUUGACAUUAUGAACUUCUACGGGAUGGAGGAAGAGGUUUUUUGCACGUUUGCCAAUAACGAAGGCGUUAUGCAGGCGUUGAUGGGUUAUAUGAUGGAUGUCAACAUAAUGAAGGGUAUGGUCAAGACCAAAGUGGAAUGUAAGCUCACUACUGUAGAACAAAGCGGGAGUGAGGCUUCUCCUGAUCACAGCAAGUCUUUGGGCAUUGAAAACUUAAAUAGCAUAGGUACUGCUUUAGAAAACGGGAGCUCUUCUUCUAUAGAUGGGAAUCUGAAUUCGACAGGUGGGACAAAGAAGGAGAAAGGGGAAACAGGGGAUUCAAACACAGUCCCCACUCGUGGAGACAAUGAAAGGCUGGCUGCUCGAGGAAAGGAAGACUUUAACAGCAGGAAUGAGGUGGGUUCUCCGCGUAACACAAAGCACUUGGUGCCUCAGACUCACGAUACUGUGAAAAAAUCUGAGGAAGCUCCCUAUGUCUCUGACAGCAUGAAGCAGUACUUGAACGAGUUGCAGAAGAAGAAUUCUCAUUCUGGGACGUCAGACUCAAAUAUUGGCGUGCAAACGACAAAUCAGACAAACAAGGCAAAUACUGCCCCAGAAGGUGAUGGUUUCACGGAGAUUAAUAGAACUGAGAGCAUAAAACCUUCACUAAACACUUCUGUUACUCUCGGCUCAGACUUUACAGCAACAAAUAUGAAUGAUACCAAUGUUGAUGAGGCUUCACAGCUGUUCGGCGAAGUCUCUGCCAACAGUACACAAUUUGAGAAAUUUACGAGCAAUAAAACUCAGUCCAUAAGUCCUGAGACACCUGCUACACAGGGUGGAGACAAUCCAUCAUGGAGCUUCCUAAACUCAACUGGAGACACAGCAUAGCAGUAAGGAACAUGUCUGCCAAAGCAACGUGUGUUUUUGUGCAGAGAGCCCUUAUUAUUGUGUUUGUGUGAAUGGCUUUCUGCUCAAAGCGCGACCUUCAUCAUAGGACAAUCUACAAUACCUUCUUUACUCCGAUCAAAAUCAUUAGAGCAUGUUUCACUAGCAUCUAUGGUGUAGCAGUGACGUUAUUCGGCGCUGUACGCACUCUCUGCUUGGAAGUUGGACCCCGCCCAGCUGGGGUAGGCAUCGUAUAAGACCUAAGUUCUGUUGAUGCAGGCUUAAAACUCGCACAAUGUCUCCCAUGCUACGUUUUCUGCUGUUGAUAUCAGCAUCUCAAAUUGUUUACACAGAACAACUGAAGUACCUGGGCGUCCUCGUAGUGCCGUAUGGCGUCACGCACUCAAAGAAAACGCCCACACUCGCUGGAUCAAAGACAUCCACAAUUUCAAGAAGAGAGUACCACAUUUGUGGCGCAGUAUGUAAAGGAUUAGAUCAACCAUGCGGACGUUUGUGGCUCAAGUCCGAGCGGUGUUCGAAUACUUUGUUCUACCUUAAAAGAAUACUUUCUCUCAUCCCGGUAUCUGAAACGGACUUCCAGUAGCAGCAGAAAAAUAAAAAUGGGUCUCAGAACUACUGUUCCAUAUUAGUUGAAGAAUUACAUGAUUGGAAACGCACUGUCUCAGCGUGUACUUAUAUAUGUUUGUUGUAUACAUCAUGGGUAAAAUUAAUUGGAAAAUAAUUAUGUUUACCCCUGAAAUUGGCAGGGUUUCGCACAACCCCCCCCCCCCCAACCACCACCAAUAUUGAAACCAAAAAAAGUUGAGAAAAGACCUAUCUAGAACAAUGACUCUCUAGGAUAUGGUUAGAAUCCUUGUCUGUCUGCCCUCAGCAAGAAUUUAUUGUCCAACAGUAUGGCAGGUUUCACAUUUUACAAGAAGCCCUCCCUCGUCUCCAUUUUCAGACUGAAAUGUAAAGGCUUGGAGAACAAACGACCUUGACCCGUGAGUUCAGCAGUCAAGAUUUGUUUCAAGUGAAAGGGAAGCGGCGAAAAUUAAUACAACAGUUUUUUACCGCAUAUGAAGAGCACAGUGGUAAACUCUCCUUAUAGUCGAAAAUCUGAGUUAUUACACAAAAAACUAAGCAGGUGAUUGCUUGAGAAUAAAAAGCUUCCUUUAACAGUUUCGUUGUAUUCGAAGCUACCAAUGACAAAUCGCCGCUGCUUUUAUCCUUUGUUUAUCUUGUUGUUCAAAAAUGACAAACCUGUUAUCGUCAAACGUAGGUGCCAUAGUUUUUUUUCUAAACAAUGGCGCGAAGUAUUAUGGCUUUUAAGGGUAGUUAUUUGUAUCAUGUCGUGCUUCGUUGUGAAUCUCACCAUCAUCACCAUCGUCAAUGCCAUACUUAUAUAUGACAUAUCCAUCCUUUAAAAAAAUUAUUAUUAGUAUGAUUGUCAUUGUAGUAGUUAUUU
Molecule: messenger RNA, 5761 nt
Organism: Aplysia californica (California sea hare)
Lineage: Eukaryota; Metazoa; Mollusca; Gastropoda; Aplysiida; Aplysiidae
Source: RefSeq, a predicted model, not a curated record